AUGACUCUAGGUUCGAUUGUGCUGGUUUUGCUGUCGGUCGCGUGCGUUUACACAUGUCGCUACUUCAAGAAGAAAGGAGAUGAUCAAGCAAGACUUGAGAAGUUUUUGAAGAAUUACGAGGCACUUAAACCUACCAGAUUCUCUUUCGCUGAUAUCAAAAGAAUCACACACAGUUUCAAGGAUAAAUUAGGUGAAGGUUCUCACGGAACAGUCUUUAAAGGUAAGCUAUCUGCUGAAAUUCAAGUUGCUGUCAAAGUACUCAAUAAUUCAGAUAAUGAUGGACAAGAUUUCAUUAACGAAAUGGGGACAAUGGGCCAAAUUCAUCACAUCAAUGUUGUUCGUUUGUGGGGAUUUUGUGCUGAUGGUUUUCAUCGAGCUCUUGUUUAUGACUUUUUCCCAAAAGGCUCCCUCCAAAAGUUCAUAUUUUCCCAAGAUAACAGAGAAAAUUUCCUCGGGUGGUCGAAGCUGCAACAGAUUGCUCUUGGCAUCGCAAAGGGGAUUGAAUAUCUUCACCAAGGCUGUGAUUAUAGAAUUCUCCAUUUUGAUAUCAAUCCUCACAAUGUGUUGUUAGAUGACAAGUUCACUCCUAAAAUUUCUGAUUUUGGUCUAGCUAAAUUGUGUUCUAAAAAUCAAAGUAUGGUGUCAAUGACAAUAGCAAGAGGAACUUUAGGAUAUAUUGCACCUGAAGUCUUUUUUCCAAAUUUUGGCCAUGUGUCAUACAAAUCAGAUAUUUAUAGUUAUGGGAUGCUACUCUUGGAAAUGAUCAGCGGAAGGAAAAAUGUUGAUACAAACAAAGAAACUUUUCAAGUUCUAUAUCCAGAAUGGAUUCAUAAUUUGAUCAAAGGAGAAAAUAUGAGUAUUUCUAUAGAAGAUGAAGUUGACAUUAGAAUUGCUAAAAAACUGGCAAUUGUAGGACUUUGGUGCAUUCAGUGGCAAUCAAUAAAUCGUCCAUCCAUGAAAACAGUGGUACAGAUGUUGGAAGGAGAAGUAGAUAAACUAAAGGUGCCUCCAACUCUAGUUGACUUGACUGCUUCAACCAAUACAAGUACUAUUAUUCCUGCAAGGCAUUUGAAUUUAGAGUCAUGAAUAUGUACGUUGGGUUGCCAAGUAUAUAUAGCUUUUACUUUUAUUGAAUGUAUUUUGUAAAACUUUUGAAUCCUUUUAUUACCAAUGUGCAUGUAGAACACUCAUCCAUGUAUCCCAAUAGAAAGAGA
Molecule: messenger RNA, 1214 nt
Organism: Neltuma alba
Lineage: Eukaryota; Viridiplantae; Streptophyta; Magnoliopsida; Fabales; Fabaceae
Product: rust resistance kinase Lr10-like
Exons: 1
Coding region: 1-1086 (361 amino acids)
Biological process (GO): protein phosphorylation
Molecular function (GO): protein kinase activity; ATP binding
Source: RefSeq, a predicted model, not a curated record